Mandrillus leucophaeus (drill) is the source of this 653-nucleotide messenger RNA. RefSeq names its product DnaJ (Hsp40) homolog, subfamily C, member 30 (gene DNAJC30). Lineage: Eukaryota; Metazoa; Chordata; Mammalia; Primates; Cercopithecidae. The record is from RefSeq and is a predicted model, not a curated record. The transcript is spliced from 2 exons. The coding region runs from base 27 to 653 and encodes 208 amino acids.
UGCACCGCCCGCCUAAUCAAUUCAAGAUGGCAGCCAUGCGCAGGGGAUGGUGGUCGCGGCUGUUACCGUGGAGGUUGCUGCAAGCCCGUGGCUUUCCACUAAAUUCUACACCCGGCCUGGGCCUGGGAGCGAGGACUUAUUCUCAGGGCGACUGCUCGUACUCGCGCACGGCGCUCUAUGAUCUGCUCGGCGUCCCCUCCACAGCCACGCAGGCCCAAAUCAAGGCGGCUUACUACCGUCAGUGCUUUCUCUACCACCCGGACCGCAACUCUGGGAGCGCGGAGGCUGCCGAGCGCUUCACGCGCAUCUCCCAGGCCUACGUGGUGCUGGGCAGUGCCACCCUCCGUCGUAAGUAUGAUCGCGGCCUCCUCAGCGACGAGGACCUGCGCGGACCCGGCGUCCGGCCCUCCAGGACGCCCGCACCCGACCCCGGCUCGCCGCGUCCCCCGCCGUCCACUUCUCGGACCUACUACGGUUCUCGGGCCGCCCCCGGCGCCAACCACAGGAUGUUCAACUUUGACGCCUUCUACCAGGCCCACUACGGGGAACAACUGGAGCGGGAACGGCGCCUGAGGGCCCGGCGGGAGGCCCUUCGUCAGAAGCCCCUGGCCUACCUUGCCCCAGGGUCUGGAGCAUGUGUGGACACGUCGUAG